Messenger RNA from Cetraspora pellucida, 1029 nucleotides. Lineage: Eukaryota; Fungi; Glomeromycota; Glomeromycetes; Diversisporales; Gigasporaceae. The record is from the annotation of a GenBank genome assembly.
AUGACUAAACCCAAAUCAAAAAAACAAAAAACAUUUGAUACUAAAAAUGGAUUUGAUUUAUAUUCAUCUCAAUUUUUUUUAACAUAUUCACGAUGCUCUUUGACAAAGAAUCAAGUAUUAGAAGAAAUUAAGAAAAUAAUUAAACCCAAAAAAAUAGAUAAAAAAUAUUAUAUUUGCAAUUAUAUUAUUGCACUUGAAUAUCAUGAAGAUGGAUAUCCUCAUAUUUAUGUUUAUCUAAAAUUAGAUAAAAAAUUAUGUACAAGAAAAGAAACUUUUUUUGAUAUUAAAAUAGAUGAUAUUAUUUAUCAUCCAAAUAUUCAAGGUGUUCGUUCACCAAAACAAGUAGAAGAUUAUAUCUUAAAAAAUAGAGAUUAUAUUUCCAAAUAUAAAAUAGAUAAUCUUAAAAUUGCUCAAAAAGUUAUUGAACGAAAAAUCAAGGAAGGCAUAUAUAUAACAAGUUCAAUGAUUGCAAAAGAAUAUCCAAAAACUUUUGUAAUUUAUGGAAAACGUUUGCUUGAUUGGAAAAUUAAAAUUGAGGAAGAAUAUUAUAAACCACCUGGACAAGAAAUUCUAAUUAUCGAUGAAUUUACUGAAUCUCAAUUAUAUUUUUCAACAUUACUAAAAAUUUUAUCUGGUCAACAAAGACGUUUUGAUAUUAAAGAAGCUAAAGAAAUUAAUCGUGUUAAACAUAUGAUUAUUACAAGUAACAAAAAAUUAAAUGAUAUAUAUAAAAGUUUUGAAUAUAAUGAAGAACAGUUUGAUUGGCAAAUCAAUGCUAUUUGGCAUUAUAAAAAAUUAGAUACAGGAUUUUCAGAACGUAAAUGUGAAAAAAAUCCAUAUUUGAAACAAUUACAUCGUAAAUAUUUAAAGCAAAUUAAAUAUCAUAAUUUUUUUGAAGAAAAUUGGGACAUUAUUAAUAAUGAAUCUGUUAGUAAAAACAUUUUUCAUAAUCAAUAUAGUAAACUUCAAUAUGAUAUUUUAUUUCAAGGAGGAGAAUUAAAUGAUGAUGAUUUACCUACUGAAGAAAUA